Molecule: messenger RNA, 906 nt
Organism: Heterobasidion irregulare TC 32-1
Lineage: Eukaryota; Fungi; Basidiomycota; Agaricomycetes; Russulales; Bondarzewiaceae
Exons: 4
Coding region: 1-906 (301 amino acids)
Source: RefSeq, a predicted model, not a curated record
AUGAUCUUGCCAUGCUUACACUUCAUAUUUCUCUCAGCUACCACGUCGUCUGCCGCUGCUGCCGCGACUACUUCUGCGGCAUCCAACAAUGCCGCGACCUCCAACAACUUGCAGACUUCCUUAACCCUUGACAGUUCAGUGAUUGCUACUGGGUUCGCAAAAACCGGCCAGGAGACUCCGACAGCCGGGCAGUCUGCCAGUCUCACGUCGACUAACAACUUCAUCAACUUCUGUGCUACCGUGCCAGGAGUGCCUAUCACGAACGGUCAACAAAUCAAGACAGGGUCUUGCAACCCGGCGCCCAUGGGUGUUAUCGCUGCGACGACGAACAUGCCGUCCUCGAAGUUCACGUUCCCAACGAACUUCGGUACGAUUCCAGCCAACCAGGCCUUCACAAUCAACAUGGCGAUCAACAACAUCCAGACCGGCACGUUCGUGAACGCUCAGGCCAACUACUACUCCGCGCCCCAGCAAGUCAAUGCACAGGGCACCAUCAUCGGCCACACGCACGUCGUCAUUCAAAAAUUGGACGCGAUCGACCAGACCACCCCUGCGGACCCCAGCGUCUUCGCAUUCUUCAAGGGUAUCAACUCCGCUGCGGUCAAUGGCGUUGUCAGUGCAGACGUCACUGCGGGUCUCCCCGCGGGUGUGUACCGCUUGGCCUCAAUCAACGCCGCGGCGAAUCACCAGCCUGUCCUCGUUGCUAUCGCGCAGCAUGGUUCUCUCGAUGACAUGGUCUACUUCACGGUGUCUGACAGUGCUGCCGGUGCUGCUGCCGGUGCUAGCAACUCAACGGCUGCUGCGACAAACAAUGCUGCUGCGUCCACCACGUCGGCUGCUGCCGCUGCGACCUCCAAGGCUGCAACUGGCACAGCCCGCAAGCCCAUCGGUGCUAAGAACGCAUAA